AUGCAAGCCGUCCACUCUGCCGCCCUCCGCCCCUCCCCUCUGGACCCUCUCCGUAAGCCUACAUCUACCUCUCCAUUGUUUACCAGUGCCAACAAUGCCAAACCACCCAAUCAACACACCAAAAAACACCCCUUCACCGUCUCCGCCUCUUCAGCUCCCAAGCGCGAGACUGACCCCAAAAAGCGUGUGGUCAUUACGGGCAUGGGCCUGGUCUCCGUUUUCGGAAACGACGUCGAUGCUUACUACGACAAACUUCUCGCGGGCGAGAGCGGUAUCACCGCCAUAGACCGAUUUGAUGCAUCGAAAUUUCCCACCCGGUUCGGCGGACAGAUUCGGGGAUUCAAAGCCGAGGGUUAUAUUGAUGGGAAGAACGAUCGGAGGCUUGAUGAUAGUCUUAGAUACUGCAUUGUUGCUGGGAAAAAAGCCCUCGAAAAUGCCGGUCUAGGUGGAGAAGAUUUGGGGAAGAUUGAUAAGGUGCGAGCUGGUGUUCUGGUUGGAACUGGAAUGGGUGGUCUUACAGUGUUUUCAGAUGGUGUUCAAGCUUUAAUAGAGAAAGGUCACAGGAAAAUCACUCCAUUUUUCAUACCUUAUGCCAUAACAAAUAUGGGUUCUGCUUUGCUUGCAAUUGAUCUUGGAUUGAUGGGACCUAAUUACUCAAUUUCAACUGCUUGUGCUACCUCCAAUUAUUGUUUCUAUGCGGCUGCCAAUCACAUCCGUCGAGGCGAGGCUGAUUUGAUGCUAGCUGGUGGAACUGAAGCUGCCAUUAUUCCUAUUGGAUUGGGAGGUUUCGUUGCAUGUAGAGCUUUGUCUCAGAGAAAUGAUGAUCCCCAAACAGCUUCUAGGCCUUGGGACAAGGAUCGAGAUGGCUUUGUUAUGGGUGAAGGUGCUGGAGUCUUGGUGAUGGAAAGUUUGGAACAUGCAAUGAAACGAGAUGCACCAAUAAUUGCUGAGUAUUUGGGAGGUGCGGUGAACUGCGAUGCUUAUCACAUGACUGAUCCCCGAUCUGAUGGACUUGGUGUGUCUUCAUGCAUCCAGAGUGCCCUCAAAGAUGCUGGUGUCUCACCAGAAGAGGUUAACUACAUUAAUGCCCACGCAACUUCCACAAUAGUAGGUGACUUAGCAGAGGUGAAUGCUGUUAAGAAGGUAUUCAAGAACACUUCACAGAUCAAAAUGAAUGCUACUAAGUCUAUGAUCGGGCACUGCCUUGGUGCUGCUGGUGGUCUGGAAGCUAUUGCAACAGUGAAAGCCAUAACAACAGGCUGGCUGCAUCCUACAAUAAAUCAAUUUAACCCAGAGCCUUCCGUUGAGUUUGACACUGUUGCAAACCAAAAGCAGCAGCAUGAAGUCGACGUUGCCAUUUCAAAUUCAUUCGGAUUUGGUGGACACAACUCUGUGGUGGCGAUUUCUGCAUUCAAGCCCUGA
Fraxinus pennsylvanica is the source of this 1422-nucleotide messenger RNA. The record is from the annotation of a GenBank genome assembly. Lineage: Eukaryota; Viridiplantae; Streptophyta; Magnoliopsida; Lamiales; Oleaceae.